GAAGGGGAAGCUCCAGAUAGCCCAGAAUAAGCUGAUCAGGGGAGUGUUGAAUGUGAGUCCACGUACUCACUUAGGCAGGAGCUGCUUUCAGGAACUAAACUGGCUGCCUGUUGAGGCUAGGGUUUCCCAGAUUAGACUUGGUUUGGUUUACAGAAGUAUUUAUGGUCCUGGGCCCAGAUAUCUAAGUGACUAUUUUCCUCGUGGAUGCACACCAGAUCAGGUGUUGCUGAUGUGUGCUUAUACAGGUUCAGGAGUAAUGCUGGGAAAGGUACUUUCUUGUAUACUGGAGCCUCAGAAUGGAAUGAGUUGCCUCUGCCUAUAAAUACAACGUAUUUCUGGACAGCUUUAUGAACAAAGUAAAAAUAUGUUUGAUGUCCUCUGUGCCCAUAUGAAUAACCCCUAUGAUGUAACUGGAAUGAUGAGAUAGAUGUUCUUCUUCUCUGUUUUUGUUUGAUGAUUUCACCGUGUUGGAUCUUGUCUAGUCAUCUUGUCUCAAGAGGAACACAAUGGAAACAAGUCCCAGACUGUAUAGUGUGUUAUCCUCCAUGAUUUAACGAUGGAAAUAAGUCCAAUAAUGUAUUGUCUGUUAUCCUCCAUGAUUUUACUCAUGUGCAUGUAUGGCUUUUUCAAGUUUUAUGUGUACUUGUUUUUUAAAAUGGUCAAAUUGAUAAACUAAACUAAAACUUUCUGUAAAACGUUCCUCUCCUCCUCUCCCGCCCUCCCCUCCAUUCCUUUCCUCCUCCCCUCCUCUCCUCUUCUCCUCCUCUCCUCUCCUUCUCCAGCUUUGUUUCCCUUCACUGGUCCUAUCUUGGAGAAGAUGAAGUUUUCUUUCUUCCCGACUGCGGUGACAGACUUCUUUUACGCCUCGCUGGCUAAGAUCAAAUCUGGACGUGACACUGGGAACUCAACUAAUCGGGUGGAUUUCUUACAGCUGAUGAUCGACUCUCAGAAAGGCAACGACACAAAGACAGGAGAGGAACAGACUAAAGGACUGACUGAUCAUGAGAUCUUGUCUCAGGCCAUGAUCUUCAUCUUCGCCGGCUACGAGACCAGCAGCAGUACUAUGAGUUUCCUGGCCUAUAACCUGGCAACCAAUCCCCAUGUCAUGACCAAACUGCAGGGGGAGAUAGAUACUGUGUUCCCCAACAAGGUAACCCCCACACCAUGACCAAACUGCAGGAGG
Oncorhynchus tshawytscha (Chinook salmon) is the source of this 1183-nucleotide messenger RNA. Its product is annotated as cytochrome P450 3A27-like. The record is from RefSeq and is a predicted model, not a curated record. The coding region runs from base 818 to 1168 and encodes 116 amino acids. Gene Ontology annotation, molecular function: steroid hydroxylase activity; iron ion binding; heme binding. Lineage: Eukaryota; Metazoa; Chordata; Actinopteri; Salmoniformes; Salmonidae. The transcript has 3 exons.